AGUUUAUUUCAAACCAUGAGAAAGAAGGAGCUGUGCCUGUGUGGUGUCGGGCUUCUUGUUUGUCUCUGAAUGGCACUGGACGCGAGUGGCGGCGCUUCGGUGGAUCCGAGAGACGCCCCGUUUUUUACAGCCAAACGUGACCGUGGAGUGUUUUGGAUGUGCGGACAGGAGUUGGCAAAGUGCGCGUUAAGAUGUGCCAGACGUCGCGCUUUUUUUUAAUUGUGAAAAAGGGACGACACGGGAGCAAUUGAGCAGAAAACGUCGGCGCUUUCACAUGGAUCAUUUAUCCAAACGAAAUGUGUUAGAAGUGGAAUUCGACCCAUUUUCCACGUAAAAGACUGCGUCGAAGAAGCAGCAGCAUUCACGGUGAGACAUGGCACGUCGACUCGCCUGAACGUAUUUCCAGAAAGAAAAGAUGGAAAAAAGAUUCAUAUGACUAAAACAACCCGAUGACCUCAUGUGGAAUCGCCCAUAUUUCAGUAUUUUCCAGUUUGCAUCACUCCAAAACCAGCAGUCGCAGCGAUUUGGUAAAGCCGAUGAGUUUAGUCAUGGCUGAUCGUGGAUCGCAGCCCCCUCCACGGAGCUCGGGUCUGAGGGUGUCGACCAAAAGCAAAGCACCAACCCCACCAGGACUGAAAAGUCUGGACUCCCCGGGUCUCUGCCAGUGGUACCCAGGAACCCUUCAUUUAACCAUGGAGCAGAAGGAGAACCUCAUUGAUACAGACCUCUCUCUGGUUGUGGUUCUGCCUGGCGGAGUAGAAGAAAUGACCACAGUCCAUGGAAGCAAACCCCUGAUGGAUCUAUUGGUGACGCUUUGUGCAAAGUAUCACCUCAACCCAUCAAGCCACACCUUAGAGCUGGUCACCGCCAACAAGAACAAGACCAAACUCAAGCCCAACGCUCUCAUAGGGACACUGGAUGCAGAGAAGAUCAUACUUAGACCUAAAGGGGAGGACACGAAUAAGAAGACCGGUCCUCAGAUGCCCGAGGCAACGGUUCGGAUGGUGAUAAACUACAAACAGACCCAGAAGACGAUACUGCGAGUUAACCCUCGCAUUCCCCUGGCUGAACACCUACCAGCCAUCUGUGACAAAUGUGAAUUUGACAUUGAGACUACGGUUCUGUGGAGAGAUGUUCAGUCACUGGCCCCUUUGGACUUGUCCAGCUCUCUAAACGAUUAUGCAAUAAGGGAAGUUUAUGCAAGAGACACUAAAGGACAACGGUCCUUCCCAGUGUGUCCAGCCUCGCCGACGCAUGCAGGAGCAGUGAUGCCAGGCAAGGAUAAAAAUCAGAAAGAGAAAGAAAACAAAGGGCUCUUCAGCAAGUUCAGAAAAAGCAAGAAGAAAUACGACCAGGCAGCGACGGCCAGUGCCCCAGCGUCUCCCGUGCUAGUGAGCAAGCCUCGACCUCUCAGCAUGGCCUUGCCGAGCUCCAGUUCGUCCCCGUUCAGCUCCCCUACGCUGUCCACCGACGCGCCAAAGAAGAGACGCGCGCCCCCGCCGCCAAUCGUGGCGUCCCAGAGCUGCCCGUCCGACCCCAGCGCUCGCCGGAGGCUUAACUCUGAGCCUACUGCCCAACUUGACCGUGACCAGGUGGCGGGUUGGAGCCGCGGGUCCUCAGCGGAGUCUUCGUUAAAGAGAACCAAACGCAAGGCACCUCCGCCCCCGACAUCUCCUAGUGCUGUCGUCCAAGAAACGGUUCAUCUGGACGAAGAUGUUAACACACUGGAGGAGAUUAUGGAACAAGAGGAGACCACCGUUUCACUAAAGGCCCACGAUGCUCUGGGAGAGGACGGCAGCCUCAACACGUCUGCUGGUGUUCCGUUGCAUUCCCCUUCCCAAGACACGGAGAUACUGGCCACGGUGUCUAUGGAGAGAAAUGGGGAAGAUCAGUCUUGUGAUCUGUCCUCAGAUGGCGAUCAACUGCAGAGCACAGUGAAUGAUCCUUUGACUGGGAGUGAUGUGAGGACAGCUGAUGGCACUGAUUCACCUCGAGUGGGAGAUAGUGAUAGUGGUUCAGGUCCAGUUGGAAAUGCGAGCCAACAGCCGAUCUGUGAAGCGUCGACAACUCAAAGUGUCGCGGGUGACUGCAGCACCGUAGCCAGCGUCCUGCCUCCGCUUGUGAGGCAGGACGCAGAAGCGCCGGCGUGUCUCCACGCCGUAACCCACUGGGAGCAGACGGACGGGUCGGAGAGCCCGGGGGCCUCCGGCGCAUCGCGCCCCGCUGGAGAGCAUGCUGAAGUGCAAAUCGAUUCCCCACCACCACCACCUGUGCCCCCACAACAACACGUAAAACAGGCCUCAUCCCUCACCUCAGAGACCACAUCAUGCCAGGGCUCCGCGCCGAGUCCCCCCGCCGCAGCAAAGGCGCCAUCUAUUUACGCCACAAACUCCGAGCCAAAGCCCAAGCCUUCCAACGAGCUAACGAGGGACUACGUUCCCAAGGUGGGGAUGACGACGUACACCAUCGUGCCUCAGAAGUCUCUCGAGAAGCUGAGAUACUUUGAAGUUGCCUUGACGUUGGAGCCGCCUCCCGAAGCUGCAGAAGGGGGACUGCACCUCGGGUCCCUUCAGCUGGAGGAGAGCACAGCGCCGAGGGAACAGACGGAAGUCUCACAGGAAAAAAGUGAGCUGCCAUCGACUACACCCAGGGAAGAGUUACUGACUAGCACCGCUGCUACCCAAGACACUAUUAAUGGAAGUAUACACGAAUCCAUUCAUUCCUCGUCACCAACAACACUACUGCAAACAGAUGACAGGAUAUCACCGUCUGCCAAUGGGGCUCCUCAAGCAGGUUCACCGGCAGAAGUCAAAGAGAUGAAAAUUCCACCUGCAACUAAACCUAAACCCGGUUCUUUCCGCUUGGCGCAGCAGAAAAAACCACCUGGGUAUUAUGUAACCUCAGCGGCAGAAAAGAAUGUCGGCGCCACUCCUCGGCCCGGCCAGAAGGAGUCUCAAAGAAGUGCAGAGAGAGCAAAGUUGCCACCCCCUCCGUUUCCACCUCCCGUGCAGGGUCGAGAGGAGACAACGGGGGCCGCUGAUGUUGACCUGAGCCCGAAGGGGAACGAUAAGAACGCAGCCACCGUGCGAAUGAUCAGGCAGAGCAGUUUGCCGUCUAAAGAACCGAGCGUAGGGUUAAGCUUGGAGAAAUUAAGGAGCUUUGCAGCCCCGAGGCCGUAUUCCCCUUCAACCCCAUCCCGCUUCGCCCAGGCGGUGUCCUCGGCAGUGAGGAGGAGCCAGUCCUCAUCCCGCGGGCCAACGUCGCCCAACCUGCCUGUUUCACCACCCUUCUCCCCGAGCACGAGUCGCUCAUCGGUCGUAGGGUCGGAAGGACUAUCUCAGUUCGAGGGGGGCAAAAAGAAAGUGGUGGAUGCUGGCAAAGGCUCCACUCCGCAGCUGGUCGAGGUGGAGCCGGCCUCUUUUAUUGGGAUUGCUCAUAUAGAAGGAAAGAGCAGUCCAUAGCAGUGCCUUAAUUCUUCUGACAAUAUAUCACCUGCUGAGGAACUCAUCCCGUCUGCUUUGAGUUUUCCAGAAACCUUCAAUCCAUGACACAGAAGUUGGGACUGUCUUGUACCUUUUUUGGUAGUCCCCAACAGUUUAAAUUAUGUAUUUUGAUCAUUAACAAUUAGAUUUUGGGUUAAUAUCCCUUGCUCUGACUUGCAUAUUUGAAUGCUUCAGUUUUAUUGUGUGUUUAUUAAAUGAGAACAAUUCUAUAAAUUAUUAGGGAAUCUAUUAUCUAAAUAAUACUGGAUUCAUAAGAUAGACCAUGUCCAACCGGUGGUACUUAAAUGCUUCUUAGACCAUAUAUAAAAUCUGUAUUUAAGUUUUAGGCGUUUUUGAUUAAGCUAUAUCCAGAAAAACACUGAUGUGCACAGCACACAUUCUGUCAAGUGUUGAUGUGAAUAAAGCUUUUAUCAUU
Pungitius pungitius (ninespine stickleback) is the source of this 3918-nucleotide messenger RNA. RefSeq names its product cordon-bleu WH2 repeat protein-like 1b (gene cobll1b). Gene Ontology annotation, molecular function: actin monomer binding. The coding region runs from base 450 to 3461 and encodes 1003 amino acids. The record is from RefSeq and is a predicted model, not a curated record. NCBI's taxonomy places the organism in Eukaryota, Metazoa, Chordata, Actinopteri, Perciformes, Gasterosteidae. The transcript is spliced from 14 exons.